GUUAAGGGUAUAUAAUUUUAAUUCAGGCUUUCCGGCUUAUUUUAGAAUACUUUUGUUUGUUUUUAUACGAUGGAUGAUGAAGCGGAUUUGAGAAAAUUAGAAGAAACAUUAAAAAAAUGCAGAGCGGAAAAACUUGACGAGGCUUAUCAGGAAUUCAUUGAUUUUGACGAUAGUGAAGAGGAGGACAAUGUAUCUAGUAUACAUGAACAAGACUGCAGCUUUGAUGACAAUUAUGAGUCUGUAAUUUCAACUGAUUACAAGUAUAGUAUCUUAACAUCAUUAACAGCAGAAGAAAAAUCAGUAAUAGAUUCAUGUGAAGACUUUGAUCUUAAACACAUAUUGAUCCUCAAUAGGCAGAAGAAUAUGUCACUCAUUGAACAUUACAAGAAACUCAAAGAUCUUUUAAUAGAGUGUCAGAGUAAUAUCUUAGAUAUAAAUGCGAUAAUUCAUGAAAAAGUUAAUGAUAAAAAAAUGUACUCUAAAUCUUCCAGAUCUUGGAGAUUGGGUGCACCUUAUUUUAAGGACAAACUUAAUUUUCCAGCACCUUUAAAUGAUGAAGCUUUACAAAAGAAGUUAUCUGAUGAACAGACCAUUUAUGAUUUCAUUGUGAUCAAAAGAUGGUCUUCACUUGAGUGUGAUUCAGUUAUUAGAGCUGUUAAACUAAACUAUAGUAUAAAUACAAUUACUCAUAUCCGAAAUGAAAUUAAGAAGUUAGAACUUUCCAACGAUGGGAAUAAAACUGAAAAAAUUAUGGAGUUGCAAGAGAAACAAAAACAGUUUGAUGACCAGGAUAAUCUACCUAUUCCUCCCUUGGAGUCAGAUGAACACAUUAAUUGGAUAAGAGUAUCUGAAGUAUUUCUUAGAGAUAAACAUUCUGACUUCGAAUGUCGUUCAAUGUGGCAUAUGUUUCUUCACCCUAAUCUAAAUAAGUCACCUUGGAGCUCCGAAGAAACUAAAAAAAUGUUAAACUUAGUUCAAAAGUACAAACGCCAAAACUGGGUUGCGAUAGCAAAAGAACUUGGAACUAAGAGGACUUGCUUCGGAGUUUUUAUUAAUUACAUUAACAAUUUCCACAAUACACUUAAAAAGGGAGGAUUUACACGUGCAGAAGAUAAAAAAUUAGUAAAUUUGGUGAGGAAAUUUAGAGUAGGAGAAUACAUACCAUGGACAAAAAUUGCAAGACACUUUAAAUACAGGGAAAGAUCACAGUUACAUCAUAGGUUUAAAUACUUUUUGAACCAGGUUGAUAAAAAACAAGGAAAGUUUUCAAUGGCCGAAGAUUGCAUGAUUUUCCUAUGUAUAGAAAAAUUUGGAAUGGCCUAUCAUAAAGUUGCAGAAUAUUUAAAGGAUAGGUCUCGUACCCAAAUACGAACUAGGUAUACGUCUAGUUUGCACUUACAUGGAAAGAAAAAUACAUGGACGGUAGAUGAGGACGAGCUUUUAGUACGGCUAAAAGAACAAGGUGGAACGAAUUGGUCAAAUAUUGCACGCUCGUUAGAAAGAAACGCAGGCCAGACACGUCAACGUUAUUACGUAAUAAAACGAUAUUUAGAAAAGCACCCAGGAGAGACUAUUAUAAAUGUACCAAGAAGGUUUCAUUGUAAGGACGAAAACUAUACAGUACUUCAGCAGGUGGUGGAUAUUUUUGCUGCACAAUCUGUGAUACCUACAUUAGAAGAAAUAGAAGAAGUAUUAAAUAAUUAUUCAAACGAACCUCUGUGUCGUCAAAAUAUCAGCGAUGACAACAUUGAUGAUUUAUUAACCGAUUUUUUUUUGUAUAACUCCGAAGAAUCUCUCGAAACUUUACCAGAUUCAUGUGCAAUCAAACGGAUUGUAAAUGAUGUGGAAUAUUUAUUGAAUUUUCUUAAAGUAGACUUGGACAUUCCUAAAAAUUUAGCGCGGUGUCCACAGUUAGAUAAUCUCGAUAAGAAAAUAUUGUUAGAAAUAAGAAGGAGAAAAGGCAGUCAUCCUGUUGUCUUCUCUUCGAAUCCCAUUAAAGAUUGCAUUCCACCAAAUUUUUACACGGCAAACGCUAUGAGAAGUUUACUGAUAAAAAAUUUUAAAUUCCGAUCUGCUCCAGUUGAAAAGAUUUUUAAUAAUAAUUUUGGUACACCUGCAAUCGUAUUAAAGAAAUUCAAAUCUGAAAUAAAUAAUGAUCUUUUGGAAAGCAACAUGUUGUUUAAAGAAACGAUAGAAAUGGAUAGAAAACUAUUUUUUAGUAGAUUUUUAUCGUUAUUCAAUUGGCCAGGUAUUUUAACAUUAGAAUCUCCUCAUAAGGAUUUACAAAGCAUUUCUAAAACGAUUAUGCUAGAGAAUUACCGAAAAAUUACUGGCGUUAAAAAUACUUACAGCAGAAAAAGAGGUAGUAAAGCAAUAACAGACCGAAGCUUAGAGCAGGCAUCUAACAAAGUAAGAAUUGUAGAGGAAGAUGGUUCGGAAGCGCUUCCAUUUUCGAAUAAAAAAUUUGGGACGACUCGAAAUAUUUUAACGAAGAAAAUCGAUUUGAAUAAUUGCACACGAGUACAAAUGGACGAAAGUAAACCUUGUUCCAGUUCAGUGGUUGGCAUAAUUAAAGAUUGGAACUCGGGCGAUAGUGAUAAUGAAUAUGACAGUGCCAAAGAAUCCACCUCAGUAGAAAGCCUGCGUGAUGUUUAAACAGGUGUCGGGGCUAUUAGAAAUCAGAUUGCUAAUAUUGUACUAAUCUAAACAACCUGAAUGCCCUUGGAGAAAGAUAAAGCCAAAGAAGAACUAAUAGUAAUAAAGUAUACCUAUUUAGCAACAUACUUUUUUCAAGUACAAAGAAAUACGAUAUAUUUUGUACCACCAAAUCUGAGAAGGACAGCAACAUUACUUUUUUGCAGGUUGUGGAUGACAUUGGACACUUUUACUACUCAACGUGAAAAUUCAGCCGAAACUGAUUUCAUACAAAUCAAUUACAAAACCAUUUCAUUUGUUUAUUUUCUGUUAAAUAAAUAUGUAA
Molecule: messenger RNA, 2980 nt
Organism: Diabrotica balteata
Lineage: Eukaryota; Metazoa; Arthropoda; Insecta; Coleoptera; Chrysomelidae
Source: the annotation of a GenBank genome assembly